UCUUCCUUCUCUGUGAUUUAUUUUGCAAAAGAAUAGGAAAAAAGAAUCUGAGAUAGUCAUAAUUUUUGACCCUGUACAUUCGGGUUGAAAGAUGAUGCUGUAUAAUUGGGUUAAAAGGUGAGAAGUGUUAGUGAUAACAAUAGUAGCAGCAUGAAUACUAUCAACGCCGCUGCUACAACCAUUGUAUCUGCCGAGUCACGUGUCGAGCCUGCUACCGUUCAGGUAACAUAUAACUUGUUUUGCUUGUCUAUGAUUUUGAUUUUGAUUAUUUUGAAUGUCUUUGUGAGGCUUUUAAAAGUAAUGCUUUGAAUUCAAUUAGUUUUUUAUUUGUACUAAUAACAUAAAAUAAUGCUCUACAGGCUUUUAAAAGUGGCUUAAUCAAAUUUGAAUUCAGUUAUUAGUACUAAUAUUUUUCAGUAAACAUUAACAAGUUAAAAAAAAUGAGAUUUUGACUCGUUAAUAAGAAUAUCAAAUCAAGUUAAAACUGAGCUCAAACUAAUCUGGAUAUAUCUAAACUAAAUUCAAAAUCCAAUAUGUAAAAAGAAAUCUUUUUGUUAUUUCUAUAUGGAUUUUUAAAUUCUAUUGUCGAGCUUUAAUUUCCUAAAACAUGUAUUUGUUGUCAUUUAAAAUUGACCGAUAGGCGAAAAAUGAAAAGAAUUACAAAGGAUUGAUAAAAUAAUUAAAAGCUUGCUUCAUUAUUUGUCUUUUUAACCUUGAUUAAGAUUUGGCAAGAAUUGUUAAAACAUAUUAGUGAAUUUACAGACUUUGCUUUGUUUACAGCAGGCCUUGAAGGUAGAUGUUAUAUAUGUCUUAUAAACAAAUAUAGGUACUCUAUUAUCUCAGAGAUUAUUAAAAUAGUAUGGGGGGCUCACUUACAUAUUUAGUAUUCAAAACAUAAACUCCUUGCUGGCUUUCUUCUUUUGCCAUGCAAACUUUUCAUUACUGUUUUUCUUAUAAAAGAAACUUCAGUGUUCCACUUGCUAUUUAACAUUAUUGAAGAGCAUCAUAUUCUUGAUCAACCUUUGAGUUUUUUGAAUCCAUGGCUGCCCAAACGAAUUCCGAUGAAGCUCCAUCUCCCGGUUUCUUCAAAGUCGUUCUUCCGAGAGCUCUACAAGCCAAGAAACUGAUGAUUCCGAUCAAGUUUGUGAGGGCACAUAGUAAUCUGUUUAUGGAUUUUGUCAAUCUCAUCGUUCCGAAUGGCCAGUCAUGGAAGAUCGGAUUGGCAAAAUCUGACGACCAGAUACACUUCGACAAGAACUGGCAGGAAUUUAUGCAACAUUUCUCAAUUCAGAAAGAAUACUUUCUAACAUUUAGACUCAAAGGAAUUUCUACUCUCAAAGUGCGCAUAUUUAAUCCUUCCGGUUGCGAGAUUUGCUAUCCUUCAGUGGAAACUACUUCAGCAUGUAAAACCAAGCUUGAGGAAGGAGAGUGCAGUCACGGAAAAGCGAUGCAAGGAUGGAGAAACUUCAGAACAGAAGUGCCUUGUUUCAAACUCACGAUGCAAACAUACCAUUUCAAGCACAGAAUUGCUCAUUUACCAACUGAAUUUGGCCCAAUUCUGAAGAAAGCACCUGAACACAUCAACCUUCAAACUUCCAAGGGCCAAAAAUGGAGGGUUAGGCUGGGAAAACAAGUUGCUGAACGGAAAUACGAUCGAUUCAGAUUAGGGAAUGGAUGGGGUGAAUUCGUAGAUGACAAUCAUAUGAGUAUCGGAGAUGUUUGUGCCAUUGAGAUUAUCAACGAUAAUCUCUGGAAAGUUACUAUCUUCCGUGAUUGACAAGCAAUCCCACCUCCUCGGAUUUUACUGAUUUAAGCUUAUAUUUGCUUGAUGAAACUCUAAUUAGCUAUUAUGUAUUUUGAUGAUUAAGUAUUGUUACCACCUUAUUAUUUAGCGGUAUAAUUACUCAAAUUAGUACA
Molecule: messenger RNA, 1917 nt
Organism: Mercurialis annua (annual mercury)
Lineage: Eukaryota; Viridiplantae; Streptophyta; Magnoliopsida; Malpighiales; Euphorbiaceae
Product: B3 domain-containing protein At1g49475-like
Exons: 3
Coding region: 1040-1777 (245 amino acids)
Molecular function (GO): DNA binding
Source: RefSeq, a predicted model, not a curated record